AUGUCGGCCAUCUCACAACUGAUCUUGCUUCUUCUGCUCCUAGGUUGUUCCACCGCAACUAUCGUCGUGAUAUCACAGGCAGCCACCGACUUCUCCUGCUCUCGUUCUGGGGAACCUAGUACUCACCCUUGCAAGACAUAUCUGUCUUACCAUGUCCAGCCACCAAACUUUCUGAACCUUGGUAGCAUCUCUGAUCUCUUUGGUGUCAGCCGCCUGUCAAUAGCAACUGCCAGCAACUUGGCCUCCGAGGAUUCGACAUUAGUUCCGGACCAGCUCCUGCUUAUCCCUGUAGAGUGUGGAUGCACAGGCAACAAUUCCUUCGCCAAUCUCACUUACCAAAUCAAAGGAGGCGACAAUUUCUACUCGGUCUCCGUCACGCCACUGGAGAAUCUCACCAACUGGCAACUCGUUGAAGCAUUAAACCCUGGUGUGACUCCAACCCUUCUCCAUCCUGGUGAUCAAGUCACAUUCCCUCUACUCUGUCAGUGCCCUUCCAGGAUGCAGAUCGACAACGGAAUCGAGUUUCUCAUCACUUAUGUCUUGCGGAUAGAUGAUACUCUCCAGUCUGUUGCUGAGAAGCUGGAUUCAUCAGUCAACGAGAUUCUGCUGGCAAACAACUACAUGAAUUUCAGUGAGGCAAUCAACCAUCCAGUUCUGGUCCCAGUCACUAGCUUACCUGUUCUCAAGUCGAUGAAUCCAUCUUCGCCGAAAACAAGGGAAUCAAAGCUACAUUGGAUCAUUGUUAUAGUUGCAACCACUAUUUCCGCUCUUGUGAUUCUCUAUCUAGGGUUUGUCUUUGGUUGCCGACGAAGCAGCAGCAACAAGAGGUUCCUCCUGGUGCGCAAGAACUCGAAUCUAGAAACUGAUGAGCUGAUGAUGCGACAAGCCAAGAAACUCAAGCAGAAGAAGGUUGAUUACCUUCCAGGAGUUUCAGGGUAUCUAAACAAGCAAACCAUUUACGACGUGAAUACGAUCUUGGAAGUUACAAUGGAUCUCCAUGACUGUUACAAGAUCGGAGGUUCAGUCUAUAGAGCCACCAUUGAUGGGCAGGUGUUAGCUGUGAAGAAGUUCGAAGGGGAAGCAACUGUAGAGCUGCAGAUUCUGCAGAAAGUCAACCACGCUAAUCUGGUGAAGCUGAUGGGGGUUUCAUGCGAUCAAGAAGGAAACUUCUUGUUGGUCUAUGAGUAUGCAGAGAAUGGUUCGCUAGACAAGUGGCUGUUCAGAAAAUCUGCACCAUCCUCAUCAUCAUCUUCAGGAUCUUUAUCGUUCCUUAGUUGGAGCAGAAGGGUGCAGAUAGCAUUAGACGUGGCGAAUGGCUUGCAUUACUUGCACGAACAUGUUCAACCGAGCAGCAUCGCGCAUCGUGAUAUCAGGAGCAGCAACAUAUUGCUGGACUCAAAAUUCAGGGCGAAGGUGACGAAUUUCGCUUUGGCGAGAUUUGCAGAGGAGUCCAUAGCGCCGAAAGUCGACGUCUUCGCAUUCGGGGUGGUUUUGCUGGAGCUGCUCUCAGGGAAGAAGGCGAUGGUGACGAAAGAGAGCGGCGAGAUUGUGUUGUUGUCUACAGAAAUCAAGACUGUGUUGGAAGUUGCUGAGAAAAGGGAGGAAAAUUUGAAGAACUGGAUGGAUCCUAACUUGGAGAACAUGUAUCCCAUCGAUGGUGCCCUGAGCCUGGCGAUUUUGGCAAGGGCCUGCACUUUUGAGAAAUCUUCUGCUAGGCCAAGCAUGGGAGAGGUCGUGUUUAACCUCACAGUGCUGACGCAGUCGCCUCUAGAUGAUUCGCUGGAAGAGGUGUGGCCUACUAAGCUUGAUGCUGAAGAACUUUUGCAGAUCAUCAGUCCAGUUACUGCUCGUUAA
Molecule: messenger RNA, 1854 nt
Organism: Linum tenue
Lineage: Eukaryota; Viridiplantae; Streptophyta; Magnoliopsida; Malpighiales; Linaceae
Source: the annotation of a GenBank genome assembly